Molecule: messenger RNA, 3504 nt
Organism: Coccinella septempunctata (seven-spotted ladybird)
Lineage: Eukaryota; Metazoa; Arthropoda; Insecta; Coleoptera; Coccinellidae
Exons: 8
Coding region: 173-1783 (536 amino acids)
Molecular function (GO): zinc ion binding
Source: RefSeq, a predicted model, not a curated record
UGUCAGUCAGGUACUGUCAGUUAAUGACAUUCGUAGUAAUGAACAAUGAAACAAUUAUUGGGAUUCCAAUAGGAAAAUAUAAUUUCGAUUAUGUUUUGCUUUGUGUUAUGUGUUGAACGUUUCAAAGUUUUAUUCCAAUCGUCGCAGAUGGCUUGUUGAUUUAGUGAUAGGAAUGCUCCAAAAUUUGUUAUCCAUGUCGGGACUAGGAGGUUGUAAUCAAGAUUGUUCUGGUCGUGGAGAAUGUCACAAUGGAACUUGUCUCUGUGAAAUAAGAUUCACAGGAGAUAUAUGUGAUGACCCCAAUAUCCCAUAUCAUGCUGGAAUCGGUGGUGUUUUCUUCUUGGUGGCUCUUGUCUGUGCCAUCCAACUUAUAAUGUGCAUAUUAUCAGAGUAUCACAGGUUGAAAACUCCAACUUUGUUGAAGGCAUGUAGAGUUACAACACAGAAAUGCAUAUAUCUGGUUAUAUGCUUAGCAAGUUUGAUUCGUGGGGCCUAUUUCAUGUCACCGGAUUCUUUCAAAUACAAUUGGUCAACGAGUCUACUUUCCUCUUAUUAUCCUUUGUUGAUGUCAAGUGCUUCGUUGAUUGUGUGCUUUUGGGCAGAGAUUUUCCACCUUAAGAACAUCCGUUGGGAAAAGCCACAGUUCAUUUCGAAAUCAUUCCUUGGUUUCGUCACUUUCAACAUCAUCAGCUACGGUCUACUACUUGCAGAGAUAGUAACAACGCAGCUCUUCCCACCCCCUGAGAAUGAUCCUGAUUUUUACAGCCAUCUCUUUAACGGAUGCUACGCCGUUUUAUUGUUCAUCGUAGUUAUUUUCUUCCUCAUAUAUGGUGUUGAAGUUUAUUUCAAGGUACGCGGAGGUUUCAUCAGCGAGCCUCUCCACUUGGCGGGAAGACACGAGAACGAACCACUACGGGCAUAUCACGAGUCACACCUACGACCACCGGUUAACGCAUCGCAACUCAACCAAUCCCGCAUCGGUCUCUUGAGUCAAGCGUUCAUGCUGAUCAUCAUAGUCGGCUUUCUGUUCUCCGAGACGCUGUCCGAAUUCUGGAAGACGAAGGUGCCGAUCAACUCCAGGAACUGGCACGAUGUCGUGUUUCGCACUGUAGAAAUAGGCGUGGCAGUUUGGUUUCCGGCUGUGUUGUGGAACUGCAUGCAUCCAGGCGAGCUAUGGAUUCUGAAUCCGCAGAAGUUACUUGUGAAAGUCGACGAUCAGUCGAAAGAUGACAAUUUCACCCAAGGCAAAGAAACAUCUGAAAUCGAUGGAAAGUUCAUCAACAAACGAGAGUGCUGGAUUUGUUAUGACAAUGACAAACCAGAUCCCCUUAUUCAACCCUGUGCUUGUACAGGAGACGUUUCAAGUGUUCACCAUGAUUGUCUCAGAAGAUGGCUUGUGGAAAGUUCUGCUUGCAAUCAGGAAUCACUCCGUUGCAAAGUUUGUAACUACCCGUACGAGGUAGCAAGUACCUCGAAGUUGGACUGGGAAAGGGGGUUCACCCCUCAGCAUUGGGGAUGCACCGCUGUUAUUGUCACUUGUUUGUGUCUGGUAGUUGCAGGUGCAUGGAUCACAAUUCAAUUGUACGAUAAUUCUUACAUCAGGAUGAUGAGUGCCAGUUUCGCCCUCUUGGUGGUCUAUAUAUGCAUAAGAUCACUGGGACAAAACACACUGAGUGCUUAUCAACGUGCUAAAGUGGCUUCUAUCAGUAUUCAUAAUCACGUCAGUACAAUUAGUGAAAAUGUGAAUGCAGAUGGAAAUAAUCACAUUCAAACGGCUCUUUAAUCUCUGGAAGCCAAUUUCUUCAGUUGGAACACAGUCGACUUGUGAUAUAAUUGAGUUUUAACUUUUAUAUGAACUAAGUACCACAUUAUGUAAGGAUCGUUAAGUUAGAUUUUACAGAGUAUGUGUUUGCUUGCACUUCCAAAAUAUCCAACGUCCAAGACAUUUAUCAAGUACAAACCGAAGUACAUACAAUCAUCUUUCUUAACCCUUCAAUCCACUCCUUUCUCUUUUUCGUUGUUGGAUUUUGGAAAUUUGUUCAUAUAUUUAAUGAAUUGAACUGAUGAUAUUUUUUGAAACUAAUCUUACACUGCCUUCUAUAAUGAGCAUGGAAGAACUUGUGUAGUAAGAAUGAAAAAAAAUUACAUGUAUUAAAAUGCACCUGGAAAAUUCCAUUACAUUAAUUUAUCAUUUCAAGUGCAUCACUUUCCAAUUAUUAAUACGACGGUAUAAAGCGAGAAGAGAUGAGUAAAUAUUUUUGAAUUCUAAAAUGGCCUAAUGAGAAAUUGAAAUAGAGAAAAAUAAGUCAUUCUGCGCUCUACGUAUUAAACUUCCUUUUUAUGAUCAUGAAAGUCAGUAUUACACCAUCACAAUAAAAUAAUUUGUUUAAUAUUGUUUUCCCAGUUCACUCUAUAUAAAAACACUAUAUUCAUUGUCUUAGGAAAACGCUCAUAUUAUCAUUCUAAAUCUUACACAUACGCUAGUUUUAGGUAAUUGGAGAGUUAUUAGAAAAAACAAUUUAAUAUAUAUUAAAUAAAUCAUCUGUUUAUGAUGAUUAUGGUACUUCAAAAUAUUCAAUAAAUGAUUUAAUUGUAUUUGAAUUUUCAAUAUUGAGAAGAUGUAUUGUUAGCGAUGUACAUUUCUUGUCAAUUUAAAUUGUGACAAAGCUUUGGAGUUUUUGUCGGAUUCAAAUUAAUGCAAAAAAUUCAGCCGGUGCUAAAAUAUUUAUGUAAGUUUUCGAAAAAUAAGAAUUGAGUUCUUCAUUUUUAUUCGAGUGCUACUUCUCAAUCAGGUUUGUAAGAUUUGAAAAUUUUCUGAUUGUUAUCUUCCAAUUAUCAAAAAAUUCUAAUAAAUGCUCAACAACGUAGGCAUAUUAGAAUAUAAAGUAUGCAGAUACCACUGCUCAUUUAUAUAAAGAGCCCAAAUGAAAGGUUGUGGAAUAUAAUUUCAUAGGAUGAUUUAUAUAUAUUAUUUUUGGGAUAUUUGAGAAGAUGUUUGAUUUUAUUUUAACGUAUCUCAAAUCUGUGCAAUUCAAAAUAAUUUCUUAAUGGAAAAGCUCUAUUUGAACUGUCUCCUUAUUUGAAAAGAAGGACAUCAUUGCUGGCGCUUCUUUGCGGUGUUAUAACCACACAAUUGUGAUCUUAUUUACCUUUUGUAUUUCAAAUUUCAACAAACUAUCGACAUUUGGAGAAAUAUCGUUAAUUUUAUUUCAGUGGAUAUAAAUUCCAACAAAAACAAUGAGCAGCCCAGUUCCUAUCUAUUGUCUUAAAAUUUAAAAAUUGUUUAAAAGGAAAUCUAUAAAUGUACUUGCCAAUUAAAAUGAUUAUGAGCGUAUGAAAUGGAGCUCCUGAUUGAUAUAAUUCGGAAUUUAUUAAUGUUCAUGCAUUCUUUUCAAUUUAAAGCUUUAAUUUUAAUUAGAUUAUAAAGAUUUAUUUCUAGUAGGUAUUGUAGAAUAUAGUUUUUUUUUGUUAUUUAUUUUAUGUGAAUAUAUUUUUUUCUUAGAA